CAUUAUUAGGCUGCCAUUAACAAGGCAGGAUUUGAUGAGGCGGACCACCCGAACAGCCUGCUCCUCAUCCCACACGAGCCAACUCCCUCUCCUCCCUCUCCCGCUGGAUAUCAUCAACACUUCUUCGUCUCUCUUCUAUCUUCUCAACGCCUCCCUCCUUCCUCUUCCAUUCCUUAAACCCUUCGAAAAUUCUCUGUUCUGUCGAUUCUUCCCUAUACGUGUAAGUUAUUCCAGGUUUCAACUCUCUCUGACUCUCUGUAAUGGCGGAGAAGCUAGCUCUGCCUCUCAUCCUUCCGAGCCCUCCAUCACCGAAGCCCAUCUCCACUCACCACUUCAAGCUCUAUCCCUCGUCUCAGACCCUGACGCCUUCCGUGCCCCCCAUUCUCCACAACCUCCUUCAAGAACCAGACCCCAUCAGCUCCCUUAACCCUCCAGACCCCCACCCCCAUCAUCAGUCCCAUUUCCGACCACCGGAUAUUGCUUGGGUUCCCAGAACCCGCAUCCGCACCCGCAUCGGGAAGUCCCGCGACUCGAACCGCGGGAAGCCCUGGGCCCACCACCGCCUCUCCCCUCAAGGUCAGGACUUCGUCCAACUCCUAAUCGACCCGUCAUUCGAUGCCGCUGGAGUUGGCAAGGCCAUGCUCGGGUUGAUCGAAUCAUACGACGAGGACGGGAGUUUUAGUGUGGAGUUCUUGGGCGUGGAAGUCCUCGGCAUUGUGAAAGGUUUGGGGUACUAUAAAAAGUGUGACUUGGCAAUGGGCGUGAUCGAUUGGGUUAGGAAUCAUAGAGACUUUUCCAUGGCCAUCAACAGCUCUGUUCUUGCUGUGAUUAUUAAUAUCCUUGGCAAGGAGGGUAAAGUUUCGGAUGCAGCUGCUCUGCUGCAUAGCUUUCAGAAGGACGGACUCGAUAUCGAUGUGUAUGCAUAUACUUCGUUGAUAACUGCAUUUGCUAGCAACGGGAGGUAUCACGAUGCGGUGAUGGUGUUCAAGAAAAUGGAGGAGGAGGGUUGUAGACCAACGCUAAUCACUUACAAUGUGAUCUUAAACGUGUAUGGGAAAAUGGGUAUGCCUUGGAAUAAGAUUGUAGGGAUAGUAGAUGGAAUGAAAAGUUCUGGAGUUGCGCCCGAUUUGUAUACUUAUAAUACCAUUAUAAGCUGUUGCCGUCGCGGGUCCUUGUAUGAGGAGGCUGCUGAAUUCUUUAGAGAGAUGAAAGCGCUUGGGUUUAGCCCCGAUAAGGUCACGUAUAAUUCUUUAUUGGAUGUUUAUGGGAAGUCUCGGCGGCCCAGAGAGGCCAUGGAGGUCCUCAAGGAGAUGGAGAUCAGUGGGUUCUCACCGACCAAUGUGACUUACAACUCCUUGAUUUCUGCUUAUGCUAGGGACGGCCUAUUGGAUGAAGCUAUGGAGAUUAAGAACCAAAUGGUCGAGAAAGGAAUGAAGCCUGAUGUGUUUACAUACACUACCCUGCUAUCGGGCUAUGAGAAAGCUGGGAAGGACGAGUUUGCUGAGAGGAUCUUUAAUGAGAUGAGAAGCUCGGGAUGCAAACCGAACAUUUGCACCUUCAAUGCGCUUAUUAAGAUGCACGGGAAUCGGGGGAAGUUUGAGGACAUGAUGAAGGUGUCUGAGGAGAUUAAGAAAUGCCACUGCAAGCCUGAUAUCGUCACUUGGAAUACUCUUCUUGCGGUUUUCGGUCAAAACGGGAUGGACUCGGAGGUUUCUGCAGUUUUUAGGGAGAUGAAGAGGGCGGGCUUCAUUCCCGAGAGGGACACCUUUAACACGUUGAUUAGUGCAUAUAGUCGAUGUGGAAACUUUGAUCAGUCAAUGGCCAUAUACAAGAAAAUGCUCGAGGCAGGUGUUAGUCCGGACCUAUCCACCUAUAAUGCGAUGCUGGCAGCAUUAGCCCGAAGAGGGCUGUGGGAGCAAUCAGAGAAAGUGUUAGAAGAGAUGAAGAAUGUCCGCUGCAAGCCCAAUGAGCUAUCUUACUGUUCUCUACUUCACGCUUAUGCUAAUGGGAAGCAAAUUGAGAGAAUGUCUAUUCUUGCGGAGGAGGUUUACUCUGGUAUGAUUGAACCACACGCAGUUCUUUUAAAGACCCUUGUUCUGGUUAACAGUAAGUGUGAUCUAUUGAUCGAGACUGAGAGAGCAUUCUCAGAGCUAGAGCGGAGGGGUUUCUCUACGGACAUCUCGACUCUGAAUGCUAUGAUCUCAAUUUACGGGCGGAGACAGAUGAUGGGGAGAACUAACGAGAUACUCAACUUCAUGAAGGAGAGUGGUUUCACACCCACCUUGGCUACCUACAAUAGCCUGAUGUACAUGUACAGCCGAUCGGGAAGCUUCGAGAAGGCAGAGGAAGUCCUAAGAGAGGCUCUUGUCAAAGGCAUGAAACCUGAUAUUAUAUCAUACAAUACCGUCAUUUUUGCUUACUGUAGAAACAGUCGAAUGAAGGAAGCCUCGCGGGUUUUCUCGGAGAUGAAAGAAGUCGGGCUCGACCCAGAUGUUAUCACUUACAAUACCUUCAUCGCAAGUUAUGCUGCUGACUCAAUGUUUGCUGAGGCUAUCGGUGUUCUCCGGUACAUGAUAAGGAACAACUGCAGACCGAAUCAAAACACAUAUAAUUCUAUUGUUGACUGUUACUGCAAGCUUAAUUGCGUUGACGAGGCUGGGACAUUCAUUGCAAAUCUUAGCGAGCUUGAUCCUCAUGUAAGUAAAGAUGAAGAACGCAGGUUGUCAGAGAGAAUAAGGAAGAAAUGGACAUAGUGAAGAGCUUUACUUUUAGGGCUUCGUGUCUAUUUCGAGAAUCCUCUGCAUGCAGAUUCGAUUGGAUGCUUCACCAUUUUCAGGAAGCAAGAUGCAGGCAAUGUAGAACUGCUGAAUAUAACCCGGACAUGUCGCGCCAGCGCAUUACUAGAAAACGAAUUUCAGGUAUUCUCAUGACUCGGGUGUUACCAUCUUUUGAGACGUUGAGGAUGCGAAAGGCCGAUGUGUGAAGAAGUAUGGGAAGUGCCUGUGGUAAUGUUUGCAUGUACAGACUAUCUACCCAUGACGAUGUCGGCCUAGAAAUCAGUCCUUAUUUUUGAAUUGGUUCAUUUACGCAUUCAAUUUGUGAUUCCCCGGAGGCUUAAGGGGCCGUGGAAGUUCAAAACUAGUCGUAAAAAAGGCUGGACAUGGGAUACCUGAGCCAAAUGCACUGUUCAGUUCAAUGUAUUGAUGUAUAGGAGAUCCAUGAACAUUUCAUCACAAAACGUUUGUUGUGAAUUUGCAAGAAAAAUCGCUCAAAACUGAAGAUGUUCCAUCACUAGCAGCAUCAGUGAAAAAGAUUGAUGUAGACCAGAAGUCCGAUAGAAUGCAAAGAGCAGUUAUCUUGUAUAUUGCAUAAAUGAUAUUUCAUAUAGAGAUCCCCCUUAAGCAUUA
This is a messenger RNA of Punica granatum (pomegranate), 3407 nucleotides long. NCBI's taxonomy places the organism in Eukaryota, Viridiplantae, Streptophyta, Magnoliopsida, Myrtales, Lythraceae. The record is from RefSeq and is a predicted model, not a curated record.